CCAUCGCGGAAAUACCACCGCAUAUUUCAUCGUAAAACGAUGUUCAAUUAUUCUAGUUUAUUUCGCAAUCGGUGGUUUUAGUGCUUGACUUCAUAUUUUGUUUACAUUUAAUGAUUAAAUUGUCUUGUUAUUUCAAGGUUAUGACAUCAUAUUUACAUUAAGCCAAAAGUGUUGCUUUUUCUUCAAAAUGGGUAAGCGAAAUAAUAUGAUCCCAAAUGGCCAUUUCCAUAAGGAUUGGCAACGGUUUGUCAAGACUUGGUUCAAUCAGCCAGCUAGAAAAUAUAGAAGGAAGACGAAUCGCGUCAAGAAAGCCCGAACAGUUGCUCCACGACCGGUCAAGCUGCUCAAACCAGUAGUACAUUGUCCAACAAUCCGUUAUCAUGCUAAGGUGCGAGCAGGCAAGGGAUUCACUCUCGCAGAAUUGAAAACUGCUGGUCUCCACAAAAAUUUCGCAAGGACAAUCGGUAUUUCUGUUGAUCCAAGGAGAAGGAACAAGUCUGUCGAGUCGCUCCAACAAAACGCACAGAGACUCAAGGAGUACAAAUCUAAAUUGAUUUUGUUUCCAUUGAACGAUAAAAAGAUAAAGAAGGGAGAAGCUACACCAGAGGAAUGCAAGGUAGCCUCUCAAGUAAAGGGAGAAGUCAUGCCACAGGGACUACAUCAGGCCGGAGCCAAGGCAAAGGCUCGUGUGAUUACCGAGGAGGAGCGUAAAUUCAAUGCUUACAUUACCCUCCGUAAAGCCAGGGCUGAUGCCAGGUUAGUUGGCAUUAGGGCUAAACGUGUCAAGGAUGCUGCCGAGAAUCCAGAUGAUGUAACGAAACUCGCAGCAAAAGACAAAAAAGCUAAGAAGUAAAUAUGUAUAGAAAAAGUAAUAAAUGGAAUAUUUGUUCAA
This is a messenger RNA of Phymastichus coffea, 892 nucleotides long. It is a transcript of the gene RpL13, whose product is annotated as large ribosomal subunit protein eL13. Lineage: Eukaryota; Metazoa; Arthropoda; Insecta; Hymenoptera; Eulophidae. Gene Ontology annotation, biological process: translation. Bases 188 to 853 code for a protein of 221 amino acids. The transcript is spliced from 4 exons. Gene Ontology annotation, cellular component: cytosolic large ribosomal subunit; ribosome. The record is from RefSeq and is a predicted model, not a curated record. Gene Ontology annotation, molecular function: RNA binding; structural constituent of ribosome.